AUGGAAGUACCUUCUCAUCUGUACCUUGGCAAUCGGAAAAAAGGACAACGUACUCAAUCAAUUGGCUCAGCACAAGAUAUGCUUGUUCCAGACAAAAUUGUGGUUGGAGAAGGUGGCAGAUUGAUGGCACACACGAAAGACCCGCUUGAAGUCGUCAAGGAUAAGCUGGUGGUGGCCGAUUCAACUGUAAGUUGAGUUUUUAGUUUUUAAUUGUAGUUUUGGCUAAACUUGAUGUUUUAGAGCGUCUUUAGUAAACAAUAUAUUGUUUUUGGUCCUUUAAAUGUCGAUCACAAGAUUUAUUUAGGAAAGAGUUUCGCCUAUGCCAGAUCGUUUAACUGCGAAUGAAUAUCCACCACAAACAAAAAGAGCCUACAAGCGAGCUUAUCCAGUAGUUUUUGAAUCUCAAGAGAGUUUACAUGCCGCUGAAGUAAGUUUACUUGAAAAGAUUUCUUUUAAAACGUUUUUUAUUCAAUACUUUGUUGUAUAUGUCAUUAUUUUUUGUCAUUUUUAGUCCAUUACAAACUUAAAUAACUCUCUGGCAGUUGAUAUGGAUCCUCUACGAGAACUGAAGAACGUACGAAGGCAUUUAGGACGUCUGGCUACACGGGUACUUGAGUUAGAAGACGAAAAUCAGCGACGGACAGUUCGAGAGUAUGGAUUGUGGUCUUUUGUGACAGCCGGCUUCAUUAUUUUAGCAUUUAUGAUCAGAAAGAAGUGA
Molecule: messenger RNA, 718 nt
Organism: Bursaphelenchus okinawaensis
Lineage: Eukaryota; Metazoa; Nematoda; Chromadorea; Rhabditida; Aphelenchoididae
Source: the annotation of a GenBank genome assembly